UGAAAUACUUCCUUUCUGUGCAAAUCUUUGCAAAUCUUUCCUUCUGAGCUCACUUAAAAUUAAGAAUUCAUAUCUAAUUAUGCAUUUAUGCAUAACCAAAGUUAUGCACCGUUUCAAAUUCAUUGAUAUGAAUACAAAUAAAAUCGAAACUAUUCUUAAUAAAAUAAUUGAUAUGCACUUUACUGAUUGCCAUCUCUAUGUUUGCAUACUCACUGGGCGCCGUUCAAAAGCAAUCUCAUGCCAAGUGCGCCAAUGAGAAUACAACCUGACCAAUCCAAUUCACUUACACUUACAAGACGGCCUAAAAAGAACUAAAACCAAGGAGUAAGAAAACACGGAAUGACUUGAAGCCGUAUAAGAAAGUUAUGUUGACCAUUUUGACUACAAGAUUAAAAUAGCAAGAAAAACAAUGUAGAGGGGAAUUCAAUUAUUUUGUUUGACAAAAGCUCAAUCCUUAUAGUUCUGUGUUCUCACGGGAAUUAUAAUCCCUUGAUUUAAUUUAGCUGGACAGCGAUUCAAUUAAUAAUGAAUAGAAUCGGACUGGCUCACUUUUCAGACUAAUGAAAUUAUUACUAUUUUGAUUUGAUUUUGUUUUUUUUAAUUUGGUUGAAUCCAAACAAAAACUGUAAAUUUAACAUAAUUAAUAGGUCGAAAUAUAAUUACAUUGCUUAUUUAAUAUAUUACCAUUGUAUAAAAUGGAACUAGACAAGUCAACUUGUGUGAGCUCUGAAUCGUGAAACCAGUACACACACAAUUACAGAACUUGACCUCUUAUAAAUUCAGUUUCAUAGGAGAAUUUUGUAUUACCGCUCCUUACUCGAACCUUGCCCCUUAGCUCGCCUUGCGGCGACGAUGGUCCAUCAUUAGGUUUGAGAUCUUGCGUGGGGGAAUGGUUGAACUUCUUAAGUUGAGAUUAACUAUGCUUCUGAGAAUAAUAAUUCUGAGAAUCUGGAAAAAAACAUAGUGUUCUGAUUAGGAUCGAAUCAGUUCAUGUUAUACAACUGAAUCGAAUCGGGGAAGAAUAUUCCACCUUGAUACUUCAAUUUUGUGUAAUUAUGAUUUGGUCCUAGAAUAAUUUAGUCCGAUUUUGGACUCCAUCGACCCAUACCCAGCCCACAUUGACCAAACUUUGCUACUGUCAGAAUCUCUCGUGACUUUUGUCACCCCCCAAAAUUCUUCACUUCCACAACACUUUCAUAUGCUGAUGGAUCCACUAUAUUAUCUUACCAAGUCGUAAAUUUCUCAAUAAACUAAAACCAAAACAAAUAUUUGAUAGAGAAUUCUGUUGAGGAAAAAGUUAAACUAAUGAAACCGGCUCUUAUUUGUACUCAGGUGGGAAAGAUUGGAAAUUUGGAAUUGGAGUCGGUCUCCGCUCCAUAACUUGUGUUGUAAGGUGGCAAACAAUGGUCUCUAUCUGCUGAUGUGGCCAAGUGUCGACAGACCAAAAAUACACAAAAUCCACACAACAUUGAGAAGCUUACCUUAAAUCGACAUCCCAAACCCAACGCGUUUAUUUCUGAACCAAUUCCUAAUUGAAUUAGGCUGCUUCACCACCUGCUUACUCCUCCUUCCCCAACCAUGAAGAUACGCAAAGGAAAGGAAGCUGCCUCGAAACCUCACCAUUUCUUCAGUUCCCACCACGCCUCUAACUAACUAACUACACCGCCUCCUCCUCUAUAUACCCAUUACUCACUCCAUCAUAAUCGAAUCCCAAGGUAAACCCAUUUCCCGCAACAACAACAGAGAAGCUUUUGACAUCAUCCAACGCCAUGGUCGCUGCUGCAACCUUGCCCUGGCUCCAGAGUCCAAACAUCCGGCUGCCGACGGACCCACCGGAGACUCUCGACAUCCUGUCCUUCGAGGUAGCCAGCACAAUGUCCCGACUCAUUUCCCUCAACAGCUUCCUCUCCGAGAACGAAUUCACCAGGCUUCGAAAUGGGCCGUUGAGAUCGAGAGGAGUCAGGUACUUGAAUUCCGAAGACGAGUUCCACCUUCUUAGUCUAGCCUGCUGUGAGAAGCUCGACGAGCUCGAUUCAGCGGCCUUCACCGUCUCUCGUCUAGGCCGGAGAUGCUCCGACCCGGGUCUCAGAUGCCGCAGUUACGACUACGAGGAUUUGAAACAGGGGAUUGUAGUGGCUCGAGACAGGGUCGAAUUCUACUCGAAGCAAGGGAACGGGAGCAAGAUUUUCCGCAAGAUGGAGAAGUACGUCUCCGCAACGACCCAACUGCACGCGGGGUUGGAAAGUUUGGCGGAGAUGGAAGCGUCCGAGCGCAAGUUUCAGAUGCUGAAGCUGAAACUGGAGCCCUCCAAGUUCAUCACGAACAACGGCUGCAUUGACGGGCAGAGGAUAGCGGCGCAACGGAAACAGAUCAAACGCUGCAGAGAAACUUCCCUUUGGAACGUGACGUUCGACAAGAGCGUUCGCCUAAUGGCCGAAGCGAUCCGAGUGAUCUUCAUCCGAAUGUGUAAGCUCUUCGGACCCUUCGUCUCCUUCCUUCCAUGUCUGGCGAGGAGCAGCGAUUUGGGUUUGAAAUCGAAGCCGAAGAACGCCCAACUGUACGCGUCGGGCCCGAUUCAGAAAUCUUCAAUACCAUCAACUCCGCCCAGAUUUUACAGUCAGGAACUUUCAUCGAACACCUGGCGUGCAAACCCCGGGGAAGAAACCAGGCAGAGACUACCGAUAACGCCGCCAUCCACGGCGGGCGGGUCGGGCCUGGCUCUGCGACUCGCGGAGAUAAUCGUACUGGCGGAGAGAUACUUGCACUUUACGACGAGCAUAGACGACGAAGCGCGAUCGGCAAUGUACGAGAUGCUGCCCGAGAGUUUGAGGGCGGCGGUGAAGAGGAAAUUGGAGAGGCAGUGGAAUCGAGAGGAGAUCGGGGGUUCGGCGUGCCAGGUGGCGCUGGCGGAAGGGUGGAGGGAGGCGGCGGGGAAGAUAUUGGAGUGGCUGGCGCCGAUGGCGCACGACACGGUGAAGUGGCAGGCGGAUCGGCAGUUGGAGAGACAGAUGGCGGUGGACUUGGACGGGAGAGCGAAGGGAUCGGUGCUGCUUGUGCAGACGCUGCACUAUUCGGACACGGAGAAAACGGAGGCGGCGAUCGUGGAGGUUUUGGUGGCGCUGAGUUGCGUGUACAGGUACGAGGAUCUUAGAUUCCGUCGGGAUUAAGUCUGCGGCGGAGGCGGCUGGCUGCUUUGGAAUUGGAAGCGAGUAGUGGUAUAGUAGUAUUAGAGAUAGAGAUUGGGAAACUAGAGGGUAGAAAUGGGGUUUUGCUGCUUGUUUUUGGGUUCUUUUUAAUCAAUUUCAUUCUUUCCCCCUCCUUUGAUGGGCUGGGGCAAUAACAGAAAGCGAAAGGGUAGAAAUGGGUAGGGCUGGGAAUGUAGACCAAACCGUAUGACAACCCAUGGUUUAGACCGUACCGUAUGAUUUGGUCUGGACCGUUAGACCAUGAAUACAAUUUGGUCUGGUCC
Molecule: messenger RNA, 3469 nt
Organism: Linum trigynum
Lineage: Eukaryota; Viridiplantae; Streptophyta; Magnoliopsida; Malpighiales; Linaceae
Source: the annotation of a GenBank genome assembly